GGUCCCAACCAGCCUCCUCUCUAUUCUCAAGAUGGCCGAAGGCCCUAGCGUUCCUCCUUUCUAUUUGUAAGUAGGGACAAACCCCUUUCCCUCUCCAUUCGCACCUCCUCAACUAUGGACAUUGCUCUAGCCACCGCCAACCCUAGCUGUUUCCUGCCCUGGUCCAUCUACCUCUCUCACACAAAAAAUUUGAGCCAGUAACCCCAUCAAUACCUCAAUCCCAUUGGAUCAAAGUAGGUGUUUGGUCUUGCUCAUGCGAUCUAUAUUUAGGCUAACGAGUAUUCGACUGGAAUCUACAUAUGCCCCACUCAAUCAAUUCUUCUUUCACAUGCAGCUACUCGUCAGAUGGAUGAUCGUUGGCCUUCUCCCACCGAGAUCAUGGCCUCCAUUCGUCCAUUUGGUACCAAUCGUAUGUUUGGUAAGAAUAAUAACAAUCUUGUGAUCAAAGGGGGCACAAGACCUCCAGUUCGUCAAGAAGUGGUGGUUGAAGGCAAAGGCAAGAGGGUGUCAACUGAUCGUGCUGUGAGAGGUGCCAAAGAUCCCGUAAAGGUGAACGUUAAUACAGGAAGCUAUAAUACAGAGGCGUCUUCAUCUAUUGGCUUAGUUUUGAAGGUAAAAAGGUUUGUGAGAAAUCUUGAUGAAAAUGAUGGUCGUAAUAUUGCAUCUGAAAUCUAUGCUUUGGGAAGUCAAGAAGAAAUUGAAGGCAGAAAUCUUGCGAAGAAUCAUGAGCUUGAUGCAAAGCAUGACAACAUCAAUGACGAGGGUAUUCAUAGAAAUGGUAUGAAGGAGGAAUUUAUUAAAGCAUGGAAGAAACCUCAACAUAUCAAGAUUUUAUUUAACAGUGAUCUAGCAAAAAUGUCGGAUGAUGGGAUUACAGUCAAAUUAAAUGCUGAGUGGGAAGUUAUGAAUGCACAAGUUCUGAAAUACUCACUGGUUAUCAAGGUUUUGGGAGACAAAAUAACUUUUCCUAUGUGUAGCUUGGAGUUGAGGAGGCAGUGGAAUAAAUUUGGUAGCUUUCACAUGAUUUCGCUUGGUAUAAACUGGAUAUUAUGUUAGUUAAAGUCUGAAGAAGCUAUGGAUGAAGUUUUGAAUGGUGGCCCUUGGUAUGUGUGAGGACACAUUGUUGACAUGGAUAAAUAGUCCCCCUUAUUCAAUCCCAACUACUUCAAAGGUAUAACUGUACCUAUUUGGAUUCAUCUCCCUUGUUUGCCAUUAUACUGUUGGGAUGAAGAGAAUAUUAUGAGAAUUGCAUAGUGUAUAGGAGUACCAAUGUAUGUAGAUUGGAAUUCUUUUCAAUGGGGAAAAUGAGAAUUUGCUCGGGUAUGUGUGAGAUUAAAUUUAGAAAACAGUCUUCCGAAUGGCAUCUGGGUAGAUGGAGUAGCAGGAAGAUUCUUCCAGAUAGUAGAAUAUGAGAAAAUUGAUUUGCUAUGUUAUCACUAUGGCAAAGUGGGACAUGAUAAAAAGGUUUGUUCUGAUGUUGUGGUGCAUGCUGAUAGCGACUAGAUAGUGAAGAAAUAAGUAAUACAAAGCGAUCUGGUAGUACUAGCUGUAGGCAAAGCUUCUGGGUAAUAUGGAUCGUUAAUUCACAUGCAGUUUAAAAAUAGAAGGUUUAGAAAUGGAAGGUUUGUUGGGGGCGAGAAGCCUAGAAGAAAUGUAAAGGAGGUGAAAGAUAAGAGGACUGAAGUCCAUGCUGAUGCUGUGCAGAAUGCGGUUCAACACAAGGUGGCUGAAGUGGUUAUAGAGGUGGUGUAAAUUGAUCAACCUACAUUGAAUAUAGGCAGAAGUUCUGGUAAAUGGGAAGCUAACAAGGAGCUUGAGAUGGAUAUUGAUGUAGCUAAUAAAUUUGAUGCUCUGAGUGAAGAUAUCGAAGAAGGGGAAUUUAUGAGUCAUCCCACGGUGGAGCAGUUCUAGGGUAGUGUUGAUGCUGAGAAGAUUCUUGAUAAAAUGGAGGGUGCUUCUACUCAUAGUAGCUGCUUGGUCAAAUUUAAAUUGGCCAAGGAACUAAAGUUGUUGGGGCCUUUAGAACCUGAGCAUAGAAAAAAAAAAAGAAGGGGUGGUAAGGGAAAUGUAUUAGGUGGGGUUGGUUCCCUAUGGUUCAUUAAUGUCUUCCUUUGUCUUCUGGAAUUGUAGGGGGGCCAGGAAGAAGGAGGUUUCUCUGUACCUUAAGGAGAUUGUUAGGGAUCAUGAUGUUUUUUUUAUUGCAAUGAUGGAGACUAAGCUAACAAGUGUUGAUAGAAUUAUUGGAAGGGAUUGGGAUUUCUUCCACCAUCCAGCUGUGGGAACUUCUGGUGGAAUUUUGGUCGUAUGGAACAGGAAGGUGGCCUCUUUUGUGGUGAUGGAGACCUCUUCUCAAGUGGUGGUUGGAGUUCUUUCUACACCAUCUAUGGGAGAUCAGAAGGUGGCCACUGUGUAUGGGAGUAGAUCUUGUAAUGACAAAAGGAGUCUUUGGAGCAUGCUAGAGAAAAGUAAGGUUGGUACGGGUCCUUCCAUUGUGGGGGGGAGGGGGGGACUUUAAUUGCAUUCUGAAAAAGGGGGAGAAGAAAGGUGGAAAGAGGUUCCUAUUCUCUAGAGGUCCUAGAGAGAUGAGGGAUUUUAUGACUAACUCUGAUUUCCAUGAUGUAGGUUUUGUUGGACCAAGUUUCACUUGGUGUAACAAUAAAGAAUGAGCUUCAAGGAUAUGGGAAAGGCUUGAUAGAUGCUUGCUAAAUUCUGCAUCUUUAUAUUUGGUUCCUUCAGAGAAGGUGAGGCAUCUUGCAAGGGUGGCAUCAAAUCAUAGUACAAUUGUAUUUAAAUUGGAAGCUAAACAGUCUAAAAAGACAAAGAUUAGCAUAUUUGAAGACACUUGGAGAUCAUACCCGGCUACUUGGAAUAUUGUAUAUAAUUCCUGGAAAAAAUCUGAUUUUAGUGAUGAGGUGGAGGUGCUUCAUAGAAAGCUUUGAAGAACGUUGAGAGCUUUAUUCUUCUGGAAUAAAAAUAAAUGCAAGGACUUGUGUAAGUUGAAGGAGGACUUGAAGAGGGAUAUCUUGGAACUACAGAGUAAGGAAGCCAUGGUUGAAGCUUUUUUGUUGGAAGUUUUGCUUCUGCUUAGGAGCAAGGUACAUGAACUUAAUGUCACACUAAGAAGGCUUUCUACUUGGUGGAAUCAAAGGGCUAAGGCAAGAUGGAAAGAGGAGGGGGAUACUAACUCUAUGUUUUUUCAUAAUUUUGUAUCCGCUAGGAGGAAUGCAAAGUGUGUGAGACAAAUCAAAGGUAUGAAUAACCAAUUGUUGGUGGAAGAUGAUCAGAUUUAGCAGGUGUUUUUACAGUUCUUUGAGGAGAAAUGGAAAUACAAAGAAUGCAAUUGUCUGAAUGGCUUGUAAUUUCUGAUAUACAGAGAUUGGAUGCUUCAGAUAUGAAUGCUUUGGCUGUUAAAUUUUCCUUGGAAGAAUGUAAGGAGUCGGUAUUCCAGCAAGGCAAUAACAAGUCACCUAGCUUAGAUGCGGUGACAUCUUUCUUUUAUAAAUGCUAUCAAAAAGUUCUUUAAUUCUAGAGUUAUGCAUAUUGAAUGGAAAGAUACUUUAAUCGUAUUAAUCCCCAAAGUGAAGAACUCGAUCUUGCCUUCAAAUUAUAGGCCUAUAAGCCUUUGUCAAACUAUUUAUAAGAUUAUUGCAACUAUGUUGGUUAAUAGACUAAAAAAAUAUAUGCCUAAGAUGAUUUCGGAGGAACAAUUGGCUUUCAUUCAUGGUAGAUCAAUGUUAGAACAUUGUAUAUUGGCUCAGAAGAUUUUUAACAAGUUUAAAAUCUCUAAAAAUAAAAAAAGUAUGAUGGAUGUAAAGCUUGACAUGGAGCAGGCUUACGAUAGCAUGGGAUGGCCAGUUAUACAUCAAAUUCUUAAACGGUAUGGUUUCCCCACUAUUUUUUCUGAUUUCCUCAUAGAGUGUGUGGUAAAUGCAAGGUUUUCAAUUAUUAUGAGUGGGAAGAUCGAGAUGGAUCAAUGCUCAUAGUGGAUUCGGGAAGGGGUUUCCACAUUCUUCAUAUUUGUUCAUUAUGUGCUCCCAACUUAUUUCCAAUGCAAUUGAGCAAAGGGGAUAAUAGUUGGGUAUUCAAGUUUCUCCUAGAGGACCUAGGAUUACACACCUUCUAUAUGCAUAUGAUGUGCUAAUAUUUUCACAAGAAACCACUACUUUGGCAAGAAUAUUGAAGAGUAUUAUAAAGGAGUUCUGUGAGUGGACAGGUCAAAGAGUUAACAUCAACAAGUCUCAAAUUAUUUUUGGUAAGGUUGUUAGGAUAUCUCAUAUGAAAAUAAAGUGCAAGCAAAAAUAAAAACCAGUAAGGGAAAAAUCACACCACAGAUUUUAUAGUGGUUCGGUCGUGGUACGAAGGUUUAUAAAUAGGCCAAAAAUUCUGAAUAUAAUUGUCCUGUAUGACAUAAUCUUGUAAUGUAUGAUAUGUUAAAUCCUUACGUUAAUUAAAUUUAGGGUUACUUAAAGGAAGAAAGAAAUUAGAUAUUAAAAAUCAAUAUUAUGUACUCAAAUAUUAAAAAUAUGAAAAAUAUGAAAAACAAAAGAAAAGAAGAAAACAUAAAGAAAAAUGAGUACUACAAAAAUCUGUAUUGGAUAAAGCUUAAUUACUUAAAGUAUUCUAAUACUUCAGUCAAAUAGAGAAUGUAAAUAAAAUAAUACAUAUAAAAGUUUACUAAUGAACUUCUAAUUUAACUACAUGCACAAAUAAUUUUGAAAUGAUAUAUUAUUCAUAUAUAAAAUCAGUAGUCAAUAUUGUAGUUACACUAAUAGUGAAUACGUUUAAUUCAAGCAAUAACUCUAAUGAUUGAUUAGGAUAAUUACUUAUGAUUAUUCAAAUUAAAAUUAACUAACUUUAAUUCAAGCAAUAUCUAAAUUUUCAUGCAUUUUGGUAAUUAUAAAUUUGUUAUUUUUAUUAUUGUUGGUAAUCUAAUCAAUAGGUGAUUACACCUUUCGUUGAGGUUAAGUAAGAGUUUAAGCUAGGGAUAAUUUAUUAAGUAUAAAUUUUUUAGUAUUUUACUAUCUUAAAUAUCGGUAAAAAUAUUAUUUUUACUUGUUGUUCAUGAAUGUCUUAGGAAAUACUAAAAUUUCAUAAGUAUUUUACCACAGUCACAACGCUUCAAACAUAAGCACCACAGUAUUAUCAUUCACAACACCUCAGUACAAUGAUCAAACAUUGUAGCAAUGUUGCCUUUAGAAUUUUUAAGAAGUGAUCAAUUGAAAGAUUCUUUAAGAUAUAAAAUUUUUACUAGGAUCAUUUAAUUUAGGGCUUCAAGUCUCUUGAAGUGAUUAAUUGAUAAGAUUCACUAAAAAUUAAAUGAUUAAAACACCUAAAUAAAAUAAAUGACUCUAUGUAAUAGAUUUGAUCCCAUUGGAGAGGCCAAAUGCAUUAUAAAUAUGAGCCUAUGACAUAUUGUUCAAUUUCUCCUUGCACUUGGGAGUUAUUGAGAGAUAUGUUAUUUAAAUCAUAAAAUAAAGAUUUCUAACACUUAAAAAAAAUUCCUUAAGAAAACCAAUUGUUAAGAAAACUAACAUUUAAAUUUACAUAAAUUCCAUUAAACUAAAUCAAAAUAAAAAUAAAAAUAUUAUAUAACAUUAAAUAAUAAACAUAUCCAAGCCACACUGCUUGUUGCACACACCUUAGAUUAUUUUUAAGGCUACUUAUUCUAACUUAGGUUUGGUAGGGGGUGUGGUUUAAUGUGAUAUAGAUACCUUACUUUUGGGGUGUCUUAUUUUUUAUUAUUUACUUUCUAAUGUUCUGGAUGUCAUAAUUAUAUUUCUUAUUAGGCAUUUUCUGUGAUGCCUCAUAAUCUAAUUUGAAAAAAUAUUCUUUUAACUUUUAUUAUAUGAUUGCGAGAGUUAUCUAAAUUCCUUUAUCAAUAUAAAUACAAUAAACAAAAAAAACUAUUAAUGAAAACAUCAAUAUAACAUUUUUAUUCAUUUUUACAAAAUUUAUAUAUACUACUUAAGAUCUAUAUAAUCAUAUCAUUACUACUAAGUCAUAGUUUAAUAAUAAUAAUAAUAAUAAUAAUAAGAAUCUUAACCCAAAAAAUCCUUGUUAAUCUCUCAGAAAUCAUUGAAAGCUAUAAAAUUAAUAAGCUGGAAUAAGUGUCAUAUCACUAAAGCAGUCAUUAUAUCAGUAUUAUCAAUUAGCAUAGAAAUCAUAUAAAGUUAUAAAACCAAAACACCUAUAAAGAAUGUCAAAAUUUUAUCAAUGUAGUAAAAUUAUAUAAGAGUUUACAUAUAUUAUCCAGUUAGUUUAUUUCAUCAUCAAACUAGUAUUUUUUGUGUUCAACAUA
This is a messenger RNA of Dendrobium catenatum, 6298 nucleotides long. RefSeq lists its product as uncharacterized. Bases 346 to 1056 code for a protein of 236 amino acids. The transcript has 2 exons. NCBI's taxonomy places the organism in Eukaryota, Viridiplantae, Streptophyta, Magnoliopsida, Asparagales, Orchidaceae. The record is from RefSeq and is a predicted model, not a curated record.